CUGGACCCUACCUGCACUGUUUGUUGUACAAAUAACAUUCUAGUACGUGGUGAUCAAAAAGAGAAAAAGUCCACUAAACUGUACUUCUGGCUUUUUCUUCUGUCUGCUAUUUCUGGUCCUGACAGUGAAAGAAGAUGGGGUCUGGCUGCCUAAAAGUCACCAAGUACUUCCUCUUCCUCUUCAAUCUCCUGUUCCUUAUUCUGGGCGCUGUGAUCCUGGGUUUUGGAAUAUGGAUUCUGGCCGACAAAACCAGUUUCAUUGCGGUUCUACAGAUGUCAUCUCCCUCCCUGAAGACUGGUGCAUACAUCCUCAUCGGUGUUGGGGCUCUUACCAUGCUGAUGGGGUUCCUGGGUUGUCUUGGAGCAGUCAAUGAAAUCCGAUGUCUCUUGGGUCUGUACUUCACCUGCCUGAUGGUAAUCCUUAUAACUCAGGUUGCUGCUGGACUGGUCAUCUACUUCCAGAAAGAAACGCUGAAAGAAGAGUUGUCCCGCAUAGUUGGAAGUCUGAUUGAAAAUUAUGACCCUUCGAAUGAUGAUGAGAGGAACUUACAAGAUGCAUGGGACUAUGUGCAAACACAGAUCUCUUGCUGUGGCUGGGCUGGAGCAAAGGACUGGGAAAGUAAUAAGAUCCUUAUCAACAAAAGCAUGACUGAGUAUCCCUGCUCCUGCUCCAAUAGCUCCAAGGACUUUCAGGUAGAUACCGGUUUCUGUAAUCUGGAUGUCCCUGUCAACGGUACUGCAACGUAUGCCGACUGGCCUGUUCAUGAGCAGGGAUGCAUGGAUAGUGUAGAGAAGUGGUUGAAGGACAACCUUGGUGUCAUUCUUGGGGUCUGCACUGGUGUUGCUGUUAUAGAGCUGCUGGGGAUGAUACUGUCCAUUUCGCUCUGCAAGAACAUACACAGUGAAGAUUACACCAAAGUGCCCAAGUCUUGAGUUGGCUGACUCCAGAGCUACGGCACCACAGAGAAAGGAGCAAACAGAACAUUCCUGCCUCAUACCCAGACUGUCCAACCAUUGACCAUUACUCCUGUGACAUCCCAUUUCUGAUACCACUCUGCUAAGAACUGUUAGAGCUGCAAUACAGCCUGAUCUUCUGGCAAUAGGGCCCUUGGGCCAUCUGCAUCCUGCCUCUGGAUUAUUUCUACUUCAAGAAGCAGAACUUAACUGUCUCGUAUCAGAUGAGACACCGAUUAACCUGAGGGGACAAUGCUUUUGCUGCCUGCUCCAUGUUAAACAAUACUAUUCAUAUCUCCAUUCUACAACCCACUGGGCCUAACAUACAAUAACUCCUCUCCCCGCUCAUUCUCCUCCCACACAUCUUUCUCUCUACCCCCAGAAGUCCCAUCUCUUUGUCCUAUGAGCCAGGAUUGCUGUUGAGAUUCCAGUGCUUCUGUAGCUUCAUCUGCUUCACUGAUUUGUGGUGGUAACUAGUCGUGCUUUAUAGGCCUUCUCCUCCUUUGUGGUUAACCUGAUUCAGCUCCUACUAUGCAUCUUCCAGCCUAGGCUCUCAUCUGAAAAAUCGAGUGCUACCCUCAUACUUGCUUCUCCUGCUUCUGGAGUCAGCUAUGCCUUGUCUUCAGUGGAGCUCUUUCCUUUGAGCCUGAUGAGAAGCCACCAGGAGAGAGCCAAGCCUACCUAUUCCUAGUGUGGCCUGGCAGAUUGUGGCGGUGGUGCUCAGCUGCUUCUGGAAUGGGUCCCUUGGGUUCUGGAUUUGACACUUACAUGUUUUUCCCACUUGCCUCUUUACCUCUUCCUCUCCCCCUAGCACUGCUUUGCUGGCUCCUGUCAGCUUGGAGGCACUUCAGAGACUGUUGCAUAGCGUGGACUCAGCCCCAGGCUGAGUCUGCUGGUUGCAUUCUUGGGUUGCCAACUUUUAUAGAGGUUACGAUUAACAUGAUUCUUCCCCUGCCCCCUUUAUGAACAUAAAAUUUGUUAGCUCUGGUUUUUAACUAUGAAUAUGGAGGGAUCUGACUGGAUUGCUGACGCUGUAUAUUGGAGACAUCACUGCUACCAGUGUCCCGUUUAGGUUCCGUAGUUUGGAUGCAAGGAUAAGUUGCUUUUAUUUCAGUUGUCCAGUCUUCUGACUCCACUGUGGUCUGGAGCCAUGGCUGCAUCCUGAGCUCUGUCUCAAGUGUAAGCACUGCAGCAGAUAAGUAGCUGGUUUAGCAGUUCCGCAGGCUGGGUGGUUUCUGUACUUAAUGGCUGGGCUGUUAGCUCUAUUCAGCCAGUGGCCAGCAGCAAGGAGUGGUGUAGAGCAGAAGUAAGUAGGAAAUGUAUGUGGAAAAACUGCCCCAGCUUCUUAGAUAAGGGAGCUGGGUGCAAAUCCUCAGUCUUAAAAGUGGCUUGGGCACAAGAGAUUUCCUGCAGUUGCACGUGCGUGCAGUCACCCUGACAGCAGGAAGCUGUAAGAGAGAGAAGUGGAUGGUCCUUGCCUGAGACCUGACACAAGGUACUUGGUGAGAGAGCCUUUGCCUUAGAGAGGUGGUCCCGGGACUGUCUCUUGUCAGGGGUGGGCUUGGUAGAAAUAUCCCUAGUAGGAGUUCCAGGGGAUGGCUUCACUACCUACUUGGUUUUCCUUCUGGGAAGAAAGGCUCGUGCCGGGGAUCAGGGCCCCGGCAGUGGGUCCCUGCUCUGUCCUUAUCUCUGGACACAGCAGUGAUUGGGGAGAGUAAAUAUGACUGGGCAACUGGUUUUUAUAGAGGUCUGUUAAGGCUUUGCUAUUUUGAGACACCUGCCCCCUCCUGCACAGAUCCUUCAAGCUGACCUUUGCUAUAGCAGAAGGCACCCUUCUUAGCAGUAAAGCUUGCUAGCUUUUGUAGCACAAAGUCUAUUCUCUAAUGUGUUCUUAUUUGUAAGAUUCUUGUUCAGUUACAGAUGCCAAUGCUGAGCAGCAAGUAAGAAGGAACCCAUGCUGGGUUUCCUUUCUGGUUUUUGUCUGUUUUUAGCAACAUCUUCCUACUGGAAGAAAUGCAUGUACAGAUAUAAAAGUCUAGAGGGUGAAUAUUUCUGUAAUAAAGACUUUGCUAAAAAAAUGUA
This is a messenger RNA of Aquila chrysaetos chrysaetos, 3035 nucleotides long. It is a transcript of the gene CD82, whose product is annotated as CD82 molecule. The transcript is spliced from 9 exons. The record is from RefSeq and is a predicted model, not a curated record. Bases 135 to 932 code for a protein of 265 amino acids. Gene Ontology annotation, cellular component: membrane. Lineage: Eukaryota; Metazoa; Chordata; Aves; Accipitriformes; Accipitridae.